This is a messenger RNA of Morone saxatilis (striped sea-bass), 4197 nucleotides long. RefSeq names its product nidogen-1-like. NCBI's taxonomy places the organism in Eukaryota, Metazoa, Chordata, Actinopteri, Moronidae. The record is from RefSeq and is a predicted model, not a curated record. Gene Ontology annotation, biological process: cell-matrix adhesion. Gene Ontology annotation, molecular function: calcium ion binding.
GUCUGCCUUCUGUUCCAGAUCAACACUAAUGGAUUUGUGGCCUUCGCCGAGCCUCCGGCGGAGGUUCAGUACCUGGGGAAGAUGCCCUCCAGUUUCAAUAUGAUUGCAGCCCUGCUGGGAGACCUGGACAACAGCGAUGGAAAGGGGAGGGUUUACUUCAGGGAGGACAGCAGCCCCGAUGUACUGAGUCGCUCCGCCGAGCACAUCAAGCGAGCUUUCCCCAGAGACGACGGAGUGGAGCCCACCAGCGCCCUCGUCGUCACCUGGGAGAACAUGGUCGCCCAGGGGACCUUUGCACGGGGAGACGAACUGGACACUGAGAGAAACACGUUCCAGCUGGUCGUGGCCUCCAUGGAGUCGUCCUCCUGCGCCAUCCUCCUCUACCCCAUAGGUGGCCUGCAGUUCCUCUCCACGUCAGUCGGGGGCAAGACUAAGCUCCUGGAGGCCGGCUUCAAUGAAGGCCUCGUAAAGAGCUGGUGGUCGUGGAGCGCCAGUCAGGGGGCGUACUUCCGCACCACCACCGAUGACGAGACGUCCAUCAGGGACCUUACUGAGAAGACAACCUCAGGACAGGCUGGAGUUUGGGUGUACGAGAUCGGCUCCUCGCCAUUCUUUGCCUCCAUUACACCGGGAAUGGCCUCUAGCCUUUCUGAUGAGGAGAGUACAACUGUACCUCCUGUGACCCUGUUGCCAAGGCAACCCGACGAGCAAACAACGAGGGACUUCUCAACCCACGAACCCCAGGCGGUACCCAAAGAGAAGGAGGAGUUCCCGACGCCGGCUCCUGAAGAGAACCAACCCAGCUACCCAGACGCUGUGACCGCCACGCCGGGGGAAGCCAAACCGGUAGUUGAAGAACCGGACAAUGAAGAAGAAUACCCCGAAUCUGAGACUGUCUCAUCGACAUACACCAACCCCGAGAGGGCUCAACCAAGGUACCUGGACCCAUCUGAGCCCAGAUACCCCGUCUCUGAGCCGCUGCAACCGAGAUACACCAUCCCUGAAACCCCUGAGCCCAGACACCCUCCCAAUCAGCCGAGGUACCCUGAUCCACGCUACGCUAACCCUGAACCAGUCCAACCAAUGCCACCCUAUUCCCGGCCCCACCAACCCCAGAUCGUUGUGGUAGAUGAAGACGAAAACCUCGAUGUGAACGUAUUCAGGUACAAUUUGGAGACGUGUGCCCACAACAGCCACAAGUGCUCGGCUUUCGCUGACUGCCGGGAUUACAGCGAUGGGUACUGCUGCCAUUGUAGGCCUGGUUUCUAUGGCAACGGGAAGGACUGCGUCGCAGAUGGAAAACCACAGAGAAUGAGCGGGGAGGUGAACGGCCGAGUGUUUGUCGGGAACUCGACUUUCCCCGUAGAGCUCGGUAACAACGACUUGCACUCGUACGUGGUAGCCAAUGACGGACGGGCUUACGUGGCCAUUAGCAACAUCCCCAAGAGCCUGGGUCCCUCCCUGCAGCCGCUGUCCUCCCUGGGAGGAGUCAUCGGCUGGGCUUUCGCCCUGGAGCAGCCCGGCUACCAGAACGGCUUCAGUGUCACUGGUGGCGUGUUUUCCCGUCAGGCCGAGGUGAUCUUCCAGCCCGGCAACGAGCGUCUGAGCAUCAAGCAGCGGUUUGAAGGAAUCGAUGAGCACGACCACCUGGUGGUUCGCACCGACCUGGAGGGACGUCUGCCCGCCAUCCUGCAGGGCUCUUCGGUGCAGAUCAACCCGUACAAGGAGAUCUACCAGUACGACAGGAACUUCAUCACUUCUUCCUCCAACCGCGACUACACUGUCACUUCCCCUGACGGCACCGUCCAGACCAGAAGCUACCAAUGGCGCCAGACUGUCACCUUCCAGAGCUGCCCACACGACGAGGCCACCAGGCCGGCGCCGUCCACCCAGCAGCUCAGCGUGGACCAGAUCUUUGUGAUGUUCGAUGCUGACAACAACCUGGUCCGCUACGCCAUGAGCAACAGGAUCGGCUCGGUCCACAGCAGCGUCCCGGAGCAGAAUCCAUGUUUCACCGGCAGACACGGCUGCGACAUCAACGCUGCGUGCAGACCGGGCGAAGGCCUCCAGUUCACCUGCAAAUGUACGAAUGGUUUCGCUGGGGACGGACGCUAUUGCCACGAUAUCGACGAGUGCAGGGAGACUCCUCAGGUCUGUGGGUCCAAUGCCGUCUGCAGCAAUCAGCCUGGGACUUUCCGCUGCGAGUGCGUGAGAGGCUUCGUGUUCGCCAGCGACGGAAAGACCUGCAUCGACGUAGACGAGUGUCAGCAGGAACGAUGCCACCGCGACGCCAUGUGCUCCAACACACAGGGCUCGUACACCUGCCAGUGCCAGCCUGGUUUCCACGGCGACGGCUUUCGAUGCAGCCCUACGUCCUCAGAGCGAGAGAAGACGCAGUGCGAGCGCCACAGAGAGAGCGCCCAGACCGCCACCGCCACCUCCGGCUCGGGCUUCUUCUCUUUCUUCCGCCCUCGGCCGGCCGUCAGUCAGUACGUCCCUCAGUGCAACGAACACGGAGCCUACGAGCCCACGCAGUGCCACACCAGCAUCGGACAGUGCUGGUGUGUGGACGCCAACGGCCAGGAGAUCCCCAACACCCGCACCGGCCCCGGCAGCACCCCCCUGUGUAUCGACCAGGUGGUGACUCCUCCUCCGGUGGGUCCGACACCGCGGCCCGACGUCCACCCCGUCGCUCCGGGAACACACCUGCUGUUCGCUCAGAGCGGGAAGAUCGAACACGUUCCUCUGGACGGGUACAAGAUGAAAAUGGAGGAGGCCAAACCUCUGCUGCACAUCCCCGACCGGGUGGUGAUCGCCGUGGCCUACGACUGCGUGGAGAAGAUGGUUUACUGGACCGACAUCACCGGGCCGGCUAUCAGCAGGGCCGGGAUGAGCGGAGGAGACAUCAGCCCGGUCAUCACUACAGAUCUCCAGAGUCCUGAAGGCAUCGCCAUCGACCACGUGGCUCGUCUCCUCUUCUGGACCGACUCCAUGCGCGACACCGUUGAGGUUUCCAAGCUGGAUGGCAGCCAGCGGCGAGUCCUGUUCGACACCGACCUCAUCAACCCCCGACCCAUCGUCACCAACCCGGCGUAUGGGCGGCUGUACUGGGCCGACUGGAAUAGAGACGGGCCUAAAAUCGAGAUGUCCAACAUGGAUGGGACGGAUCGGGUCGUCCUGGUGAAAGACGACCUGGGACUUCCCAACGGUCUGACCUUCGACCUGGACAACCAGCAGCUGUGUUGGGCCGACGCAGGUACUCGUAAGGUGGAGUGUAUGGAUCCUCACCGCAGGCUGAGGAGGAAGAUCGUUGAAGGGAUCCAGUAUCCGUUCUCUCUGGUCUCCUUUGGGAGGAACCUUUACUACACCGACUGGAGGAGGGAGGCGGUGGUCGCUGUGGACCGUCAGUCGGAGAAAGAGACGGAAGAGUUCCUGCCGCAGAAACGCUCCCGGCUGUACGGCAUCACCACGACACCCACACAGUGUCCUCAAGCCUAUAACUACUGCGCCAACAACGGCGGCUGCUCUCACCUGUGUCUGCCGCGGCUCGGCGGAUUCACCUGCCGCUGCCCGGACGCCGCCGCUGGCGCCCCCUGCGAGGAGAGGAACCUGUGAGUUCUGCAGGGCGACGACGCGAGCUGCUGCUGCAGCGGGAAACCAAAACACACUUAACUGAAUUUUGGUGUUUUCUACUUUUCUUACUUGAACUGAACAUUUUCUACGAUCAUUCUCGAGUUCUCCGUGUUUUUAAAGGCGGUUCAGACCUCGCUGUAUUUAUGAUGUCAUGCUGCAGGUCGCUCAGAUAACGGGUCUGAUGUGAGGAGGUUCGUUCCAACGUGAGAAAGAAGUGACAGUUAAUCUAACAUACAGGGAUUUUAUAAAGACGGCAGGUAACCUAAACCCACUCACCAGAUUAUAUGAAAAUGUUUUUAUUGUAUUUUAAAAGUGAAACUCUGUAGUUGUUCCUUAUUGAUUUCUUAUAGGUGUGGUCGGAAAGAUAACUGCGAAAAACAAUCAGAUUUAACCCGAGCAAUCCAAAAACUGGAGGGAAGAGUUCCCACGGGCCUCGAAAUGUUUGACAUUAAAAAAGCUUCUUAAAGGUUUCUAAAAACAUUUAUCAAGUUAUUCCUGUGAAGUAUAAAUCAGACUGUAUUUCAUAUUUAAUCAGAUCUGAAUAUUAGUGACACACUGAGCAGU